CGGUACAGCGGCGGCCUGGCCCGGACACAGCCUGAGCCAGGGUGAUGCUGAAGAUGAUGACAUUCUUUCAAGGCCUUCCAGGCCAGCAGCCUAUGCCAGGGACCCUUGACUUCCGUAGAAGCUCCCAGAAGUUGCCCUCCACGUCAGAGGUGGAGUCAGAAGCCUCCAUGUCAGAGGCCUCCUCUGAGGACCUGAUACCUCCCCCGGAGCCUGGGGUAGCCCCAGACAAGGAAGAGGAAGAAGCAUUGAAGAAGAAGAAGAAGAAGAACAAGCCAAAAGGGCUAGCUGGCAUGUUCAGUGUCUUUACCAAAGGGAAGAAGAAGAAGGGCCAGCUGAGCUCAGCGGAGCCAGAGAGUGAGCCUGAGACCACUCUGGGGCUGGAUGCCCCAUUGCCCUCAGUGGAGGAUCUCAAGGUGGCCCUGGAGCUUGGACAGCUGGAGGCGGCUCGGCCACUGCUGGCUUUGGAGCGGGAGCUGCAGGAGGCUGCCGCGGGCGGUGCGGGCGAGGAGGAGCUGGUGUGGCGUCAGAGCAAGGUGGAAGCGUUGUACGUGCUGCUGCGCGACCUGGUACUCAGUGUUCUGCGGCGGCCGCUGGAGGUGGCGCCUGAGCGGCUGCGCCAGGCUCUGGCCGUGGUGGUCGAGCAAGAGCGUGAGGAUCGCCAGGCGGCCGCGGCGGGGCCGGGGACUUCGGCGCUGGCGGCCACGCGCCCGCGGCGCUGGCUGCAGCUGUGGCAGCGCGGCGUGUUGGAGGCCGCUGAGGAGCGCAUGGGCGGGAGGCCGGCCGCGUGCGCCGAGGGCCGCUCGGAGGCUGAGAGCAGCUUUCUGCACAUGGGCCGCACCAUGAAGGAGGACCUGGAGGCGGUAGUGGAGAGGCUGAAGCCGCUGUUUCCUCCCGAGUUCAACGUGGUGGCGACCUAUGCCCAGAGCUACCAUGAGCACUUUGCGGCCCACCUGGCCGCCAUGGCUCAGUUUGAGCUGUGUGAGCGGGACACCUACAUGCUGCUGGUCUGGGUGCAGAAUCUCUACCCCAAUGAUAUUAUCAACAGCCCCAAGCUGGCAGAUGAGCUGCAGGGUGUCGGGCUGGGGAACCUCCUGCCCCCAAAGCAAAUCCGGCUGUUGGAGGCCACAUUCCUGUCUAAUGAGGUGGUCAAAGUGAAGGAGCUGAUGGACCGUGCCCUGAAGCUGGAGUCACAGCACUGGGUCCAGAAUGUGGCCCCCCAGAGGUUGGAUGGUCACUGCCACAGUGAGCUGGCCAUUGACAUCAUCCAGAUCAUCUCCCAGGCCCAGUCCAAGGCCGAGAGCAUCACCCCUGAAUUGGGCAUGCAGAUAAAGCAAGUGCUGCUGGCGGAGCUGUCUGCAUUCCUUAGGAGCUACCAGCGCACCUUUGAUGAAUUUCUGGAGAGAUGCAAACAGCUGAGCAAUUACAGGGCCAAUGUCAUUGCCAACAUCAACAACUGCCUGUCCUUCCGGACAGCCAUGGAACAGAAGUGGCAGGUCCCACAGGACCCCCUAAGGCCCCUGAAUGAGCUCAAGAGCCAUGGCUUUGACUCCCUGCUCCAGGACAUGUUCAUGGACCUGAAGACACUCUUUAAGAAAUUCACACAGACCCGCUGGACAACCCCAGCAGAGACCCUGGAGGAAAUCAUUGCCACCGUGGGUGGGAAGCUGUCUGAGUUCUCAGAACUGCAAGACUGUUUCCGGGAGGAGCUCAUGGAGGUCAUACACUUGCACCUGGUGAAGGAGUACAUCAUCCGCCUCAGCAAGCGGCGCGUGAUUCUCAGGACGGCCGAGCAGCAGCAGCAACUGGCAAAGCAUAUCCUGGCCAAUGCCGAGGUCAUCCAGAACUUCUGCACCCAGAACGGCUCCCCUGCAACCUGGCUGCAUCCGGCCCUCCCCAGGCUUGCUGAGAUCAUUCGCCUGCAGGAUCCCAGUGCUAUCAAGAUUGAGGUAGCCACUUAUGCCACCUGCUACCCCGACUUCAGCAAAGGUCACCUGAGCGCCAUCCUAGCCAUCAAGGGGAACCUAUCCCCCAGCGAUGUAAAAAGCAUCCGGAGUAUCCUCGAUGUCAACACAGAGGUGCAAGAGCCCUCCAGAUCCUUAUUUUCCCUUAUAAAGAGUCAAGGAAGAGCUACACCUAUCCUGCCUCCUUCAGCCAGGACCACAAAAAGCUGGGUUUGGCAAGUCUGGAAUUCAAGACAGAAUUGAAAGAAAAAAAGGUAAAGAACUGUUAUCUGGGGCCUGGAAAGGGACUUCUGGGGUCAUGUGGUAUGUUGGGAGCAGAGCCAGCAUCAGAGACUUCCGGAUUGCCCACCUGCUGGCUGCCCUGGGAGAUCAGACCUUGACCCCUCUCUACAAUCUAAAGGCUUUUUCCCCCAAAGGUUCCAAUGGGAGCCUUGGUGUUUACCAUAGCGGGGCCCAGGACCUCCUGGGUCUUCUUGGAUUUACCCUCCUGUUAUUUAGGGACAGGGCCCAGGGUGCCUUAAUGGGCCCUGCCACCUAAGUGUCUGGCUGAGGUCUGAGCAAGCUUGACCUCUGACUCCUUGGCCUCUGUAAUGGUUGCUUAUGUGUCAUAGACUUAGUGAAUUUCAGCAGGAACAUAUCCCAAAGUUGUUUCCUAUUGCUUCUGUGACACAUUUUCACAGACUUACUGGAUUACAACAGGAAGGUAUCCCACAGUUCUGUAGGUCGAAAGUCCAACAUGGGCCUAAAAUCAAGGUAUCUGAAGAGCCUUCUGGAAGAAUUCAUUACCUGGCCUUUACAUUUCCAGAAGCUGCUGAUAUGUCUUGAUUCAAGGUCCCUUCAUCUUCAGAGCUAGCAGGGAAUAGUUGAAUCCUUUUCCUAUCACAUCCGGGAGACCUCCUUUCCUCCCUCUGCCACUUAAGGACCCUUGUGAUGACCCUUGUGAUUAAGCUUACCCAGAUAAUACAAGGUCAUCUCCCUGUUUUAAGGUCAGCGGAUUAGCAACCUUAAUUCCAUCUGCAAUCUGACUUCCUAUUUGCCAUGUAACCAGCAUAGUCACAGACUGGGGAGUGGCACGUGGAAGCUUUAGGGAGGCUGUUCUGUCCACCAUGGGCUCUGCCUAUCCCCUGUCCUUCAGGGGACUUCAUUCUACCCCAGGAAAACAGGAGUUCAGUUUCCCUGCUCAGCUUCUGCCAUCCCACAGCCCCUUUCAGCACAGAAAGGGCAGUUCAGUUGCAAUUAUGCCUUGGACCUCUUGGGUUGUUCCCUUUUCCCAGGUACUGCCUUAUGGAAUUGUGGCCGAGAAUUGGCUGUUGUAAAUAUGCACAAGGUUUCUGUACAUUUGUAGUAAUUAGCAUGUUUGAUGUUAAUAUUGUUUUUGAUAGUACUGCUUUUGUAUGUGUAUAUUCAGAACAAGAUCCAAGUUUUUAU
This is a messenger RNA of Otolemur garnettii (small-eared galago), 3389 nucleotides long. It is a transcript of the gene TNFAIP2, whose product is annotated as TNF alpha induced protein 2. The record is from RefSeq and is a predicted model, not a curated record. Gene Ontology annotation, biological process: exocytosis; exocyst localization. Gene Ontology annotation, molecular function: SNARE binding. The coding region runs from base 45 to 2204 and encodes 719 amino acids. Gene Ontology annotation, cellular component: exocyst. The transcript is spliced from 13 exons. NCBI's taxonomy places the organism in Eukaryota, Metazoa, Chordata, Mammalia, Primates, Galagidae.